AUGCUCUCGCUCGCGAUCCUCCCCGCGCUCGCAGCGCUCGUCGCCGCCACAGACAUUGACCACACGGCGCUUCCUUCCUACCACUAUGGCGCCCCGAUUCCGAUUGAGUGCAUGAACCGAAGCUCAGAAACCGGCGAGCAUAUUGAAGACAACAAUCACCAGCUCCAGUGGAUCCCCUUUCCCGUGUGCAAGGAGUCGGGCAAGCCGCUCGAGUUUGGCUACGGCAUCGAGGGCGAGGUCAACUGCACCAUUCCCAUCUCGCACGACUUUUUCCACCUGCUCGAGUUUUACAUUCACAGCGACGCGCCGCUGUCGUGCCGGCUGCCCGCGCGCCCGCCCGCCGUGGUCAGCGUGAUUGGCGAGGCGCCGCCGCCGCAGGAGCACAUUCCGCUCGUCUUUGCCGUGGCCGGCACGCUCCAGCUCAGCCACAUGCACGUCUCGACGCACAUGAAUGUGCUGCUGCACUCGGUGCCCAAGCACCACGUGCACCACCACGACAGCGGCGUCCUCGACUCGGCCAUUUCCUACAGCACCAGCCCGCUCUCCCACAUGGAGGGCGCCGAGUCGACCAAGCUCACCAUUGGCGAGCCGUUACCCUUGCGCUUCUCGGUCCGCUGGUUCCCCACGCCGCAUCUGCCGCACUCCGAGGGCCGCGUCGAGUGGCAGGGGCUCGGCGGCCACAUUUACGCGAGCACAUUCUUCUACAGCCUCGUGUCGUUUAUCGCGGGCGGGCUCGUCGCGGCCAUGUACACGCUGGGUAUCGUGCUGCCGAGGAGGUUGCAGAAUCGGGCGCUAGGUGGCGCGACGCCGCUGGGCCACGGCCUCGGCAAUGGCUGGGGAUACUCGAAACGCAUGGAUUAA
Beauveria bassiana ARSEF 2860 is the source of this 861-nucleotide messenger RNA. RefSeq lists its product as uncharacterized. The transcript has 2 exons. NCBI's taxonomy places the organism in Eukaryota, Fungi, Ascomycota, Sordariomycetes, Hypocreales, Cordycipitaceae. Bases 1 to 861 code for a protein of 286 amino acids. The record is from RefSeq and is a predicted model, not a curated record.